Molecule: messenger RNA, 954 nt
Organism: Elaeis guineensis (African oil palm)
Lineage: Eukaryota; Viridiplantae; Streptophyta; Magnoliopsida; Arecales; Arecaceae
Product: small RNA-binding protein 11, chloroplastic
Molecular function (GO): RNA binding
Source: RefSeq, a predicted model, not a curated record
CCCCACUACCCUUCAUUCCCGGAGGACCGGCGUGCUCCUGAACGCCUCGAAGAAAACAGUGAGUUGGAGAUGUUUGCAGCGAUCUUCUCCCCGAUCUCGUCGAAUCCACCCCUUUCCAGACCUCGCUGCUCUCCUUCUUCUCUCCCAUCCAAUGGGAUGAAUCCGAAGGCAUCGCUUCCCAAUCUUCCGAUCGGGAGUCGACUCUUCGUCAGUAACCUGCCCUUUUCUAUUGGUGAAGCUACUCUCAUUAAACUAUUCUCAAAGUUUGGCCGCAUAGUAGAGGUUAAACUCGCUAAACAUGAAGAGACAAAGAAGUCAAAAGGGUAUGCUUUCAUUCAGUACUCUAGUCAAGAUGAUGCUUUGCUGGCUAUGGAGCAGAUGGAUCAAAGGAGGAUAAAUGGCAGAAUCAUCUAUGCUGAGAUGGCAAAGCCCUCGAAUAUUGGGUUUGCUGAUUACCCAAUAACCUCUGGUCCCCCCUUGCAGCCAAAUUCAGAGACAAGUGCAUGGAAGGAUAAUUGGGAUGGGGAAGAAUAUUAUUAGCCAAAUUAACUAAAGCUGGUUCUUGGUGCUUGGUGAUACUAAUGCAUUUUAUAUCUCUCAACUGUCAAACUUCAGGAUCCCUAUUAUUGGUAGGGAACAGUGAUUGCUGAAAGCAAGGUAUGUAUGGCAAGGUAGGCCAACAAGAGGAUGCGAUCCAGUUAUGAUUUUUUAUCCUGCCAUGUGGAUUUCAGUUCAACAGAUAGCAGAUUUUUCCUGAGAUGCUGACAGGCAUAUUAGUUUGCCUUUCCUGCUGAUAUUGGUUCUUCCAAAUUUUUCGACAAAAACUAUGGAACAUGAUUGUCUGUGUAUUAUAAUCGAUAUCUACAUUCUUUUUGAGAUAAAGAUUGUAUAUUGUUAAUCAAAAUUGACAUAGCUGCUUGGGUGGACUGGAAAGAAAUACCAAUUUUGCUGCUA